AUGUUUGAAAGACCGGAUUCAGCACUAGUCAAGCACACAUGUAAAAUAAACGCGUUCCCAGGAACUGCCUACUUUGAUUUGAUGAGCUUAGGAGAGAAAUCUCUUCCGGAAGGAGAGCACCUGAAUGGACAGGCGGUGGAUGAGGGCACAGUUUCCCCCCUUAAAGGUGCUCAUGUGCGGAGGAGAGGAAAGCGGAAAGAAAUUGGCAGGAGAAAAGUGGGAACUCAGCCCCAGUUUCCUCUUGAACUUUCCCUCCAGAAGUUUCAGCAGAAGGCUCUGAAGCAAACUAAGCAGAAGAUAUCCAAGUCGGCUGAAUUUCUGAUGGUUAAAGAAGACAGAGGAGUUUCGGAAGGCUUUGGAAAUCCAGCUUUUAACCUGAGCAGCCCAGAUCUCUUAGCUCAUCAGACUUCAGACAAGAAAGUUAUUAGAUGUGACACGCUGGAUCGUACCCUUGCAGCUCCCCAACAAAAAUCUGGGCUGCUCGCCUCUGCUGAACCAAAAGGAAAUGAAUACAGCAGAAAUUACUUUGACCCACUGAUGGAUGAGGAAAUAAACCCAAGGCAGUGUGGGAUGGAGGUCAGCAGAGAGGUUGAUAAUAGAAAUCUCUCUGAUCAAUUAAUGAGGCUGGUUGAGAAGAGUGGACGAGGAGAAGCCCAAGAUGGGAGUCUCCAGGAGGAGAUUUUGGAUUCUGAAGAGACAGUGAGUUCCAGAAAGAGGCCGGAACCUCACAAAGAGGGCAGCAAGGCAUCUGAAAGAUCUAUUCAGAAAAAUACAAUUCUGCUUGGAACGUCUUCUUUGGAACAGGAUUUGAAAUGCGAAGGAGAAGGACUCAGUCAGUACAUUCCUAUGGCAUGUUUAAACACUGACAAGACAUUUGACAAAGUGCCAGGUCAACCAUUGUUUGCAGAUCUAGAGGCUUCUAAGGAACACAGGCCAGCCAGGCUCUGCACUCUCACAGACGGAACUCACGAAUCUAAGGGAGCAGCAGGACCUCACUCGAAGGUUGACCAGGGUCGGGCGCCUCAACAUCUUCGAAUACAGAUGAAAUGCAUAAGGGUCCUCAAGAGCAAGGCUCCCCGAGGCUCCUACCUCCUCAGGGUGUCCUUGCUUGGUCGACCAGGUGGCUGUGUCUUACAAUGGCAGCAAAUGGAGUGGCUGAAGACCAGAACACACUCACUGAGACAUGGUGGAAAUUUUUAUGAUAUGGGGCUGUAUUUCCACGAAAGCCUUUAUGUGGCACUCCCUACUAAGAAAGAUGUGAAACCUGGCAUGGCUUUCUUGUUUGAACUCUGUCUCCUUCGUGGAAAAUAUGCUUGUUUUGAAUGUGUUGUGGGCUGGGCAGCCUUCCCUUUGUGUGAUAACAACUUCAAUGUCAUGGAAGGGAAAUUCAAGUGUCCUCUUCUCCGAGGACAUUAUGACCAGAAAUUCGACAGCUUCAGGAAAAUGGAAGAUUUGAUGUGUCUGGACUUAGACCACUGGCUGUGCAAUCUCUACUUUGAGGUUAUGAAACUUCCUCUGAGUUUGGAUGAUCAAACAACCCAGGAAAGACAGACUCUGCUUCCUCCUGAAUUUCCAGUUGCUUUAAUGGCUGGAGCACAAACAGAAGAAUCAGGCAUGGAGAAUAUGGCUGGCCCUUCAGAGAAACAAACACAAGAAACCAUUUGUGCAUCGCUGGAUGGUCAGGCUAAAUCUUCCCUACGCUCUGCUCAGGGAAGCAUUUCUCAUAAAAUUUGUCCCUGCCCUAUGGACUGUGAUCUCAAUCUUUUAAAAGAAGACCAUGAAUUACACAAGAAGAGAGAAAGUCUGAUUGAUCACUCAGUGAAGCAAAAAUCAGCUGCUUGGAGAACUGGAGAAAUUGAGGAUUAUUCAGAGGAUGUAUCUUAGUUGGAGGAACUGGAGCAACACAGAUUCUCAGUUUGCUGUUCUUCAGGUGCUAAUGGUACCGGAUCUAGAGAAUUCUUCAAGCAUCUCCAUUUCGGGCUGAUGAUGCUGUUCUCGGAACUUCAGUUAGCUGAGUGGCGAAGCCAGAGCUUCUGGUAUAUCAUCCUGCUGAUUGCUUCCCUCUGGUUCCUGAGAUUCUACCUGCAUUACCUUAGCCAGUGGCUUUUCCUCCAGGCCAUUUCAACUCCUGUUACAAAAUUCCAUUUUCCCCCUUUCACGGUUGAGCUUUGCUACCCACCUUCCUCACUUCACAUCAGAGAAGAGUUGCUUGUAGUUGUGGUGGGUCCUUUAAUGCUGAAUGCAGUGAUACUUCCUUUGUUCCUGAUCAGACGGGGCUGUCAGCUACUGUUUGCGUCCCCCCCUGAUGUCUUGUCAAAGUUAAUCAUUACCAUGGGACUAUGGACAGUUCUGGACCCAUUGGCCGUGUUUAUAGUGGAUGCUGUCCUCGGGCGGCUUACACGGAAUGGGGAUCCUCCUGUAGCUGAUGCAGCAAAGCUGUACUGGGUGUUUGUAAGAACCAUGCAGUUGGGGAUUCUCGGUGUAAUGCUCACAGUACUAGUUUACAUCCUCCUGUUCGUCAUGUCUUCUUUGGUUUUAUAUUUGUAUUGUCUCAGAUUGCACAAUGAUUCUUGGAUAUUAGAUGUAUUUCAACGCAUCCACAGUGAAGAAAUCAAAUUUUUCAUACCGUAUGAUCUGGAGAUUUCCAAUCAGGAGCUCAGUAUCAUAGUGAAAAGAUCUAAGCAAUGGAGAGGAAUCAAUGGUAACAGAAGGAAGGUGGCAGUGUAUGAUUAUAUCUGGAAAAACCAUGGCUUCAAGUCCAGGAUCUCCAGCUGUGACCUCCAAAAGCAAAAUGAAAUUUCUGUGUCUGCACUUGGUCCAGGGGAUAUUACUUCUCAUGUAUCUAUAUACACCGUUUAUCCCAGUGGAUUCCGAGAGCUACACCGCCAUUUUCUCAGACUCCCCAGUGGUGCCCUUGUUGAGGUUGAUAAAGAAGUCUGA
Molecule: messenger RNA, 2940 nt
Organism: Suricata suricatta (meerkat)
Lineage: Eukaryota; Metazoa; Chordata; Mammalia; Carnivora; Herpestidae
Gene: OFCC1
Product: orofacial cleft 1 candidate 1
Exons: 20
Cellular component (GO): perinuclear region of cytoplasm
Source: RefSeq, a predicted model, not a curated record